AACAAAAGUAUAAACCAUAAACCACAGAUCUUUGUCUUCAAUUUCUGUCUUUUGGGUUAUCAGAAGCUUCUUCAGCAUAGCAUAAUAAUGGAGGAAGGAGCCGUUUCGAAACCACUGGCCGCGGUGGCUUGCGCGGCCAUGGCCUUAUCCUAUGUCGCCAUUCUCUACGCUCCGACUUUAGUCCUUCGCCUCCGGCCACCGCCUUCCGUGAAAGACUUCAUGAUCCGACGGUUCAUAUGCGCCGCUACUUCAUCUCUUGUCUCUGUUGUCUUCUGCUAUCUUAUCCUUCCCUGGCAAGCUGUGGUGUUUCCUCUCUCAUUGACUUGUUUAAUGUAUGCUGGAUCAUUGGUCCUCAAGUCUCUGUUAUUGAUCGACUCGAUUAGUAGAUACGCGAAUUCUAGCGGAGUUACUGCUUGUGGAUGUAUCAAAUAUGCCCUGAAAAGUCUACUAGAAUGGGGACUCUCGAUUACUUCCAAUAUUUUGGCUUGGCGCAAUUAUGUCGUGGCUCCACUUACUGAAGAACUGGUGUUUAGAGCAUGUAUGGUACCGUUGCUUCUCUGUGGAGGUUUCAAAAUAAGCAGCGUCAUAUUCCUAUGCCCUGUUUUCUUCAGCUUGGCUCAUUUAAACCAUUUUAUGGAGGUCUACAGCAAGCAAAACUAUAACUUCAUUAAAUCUUUCUUGGCUGUAGGUUUUCAGCUGGGUUACACCCUGAUCUUUGGCUCUUACGCGUCCUUUCUCUUCAUUCGCACUGGGAAUCUUCUCGCUCCAUUGGUAGCUCACAUAUGUUGCAAUUUUAUGGGAUUGCCAGUGCUUUUCUCAAGAAGCAAAGGCAUAGUCAGUGUGGCAUUUCUAGCUGGAUUGUUUGGUUUCAUGUGGCUUCUUUUUCCGUUGACACAGCCAGAUUUGUACAAUGAUAGAACAAAUAACUGCAAAUGUUGGCAUGGAUAUUGCUCUUGGAGUGAACCUGUAAAGUCUUCACUGUAAAUCAUUAACGAAAAUGAAACCUUGCACCAUUGCUAACACACCAUGUGCUCUCAUUUUCCAGUUGAUAGCUUCUCAAAUUUUAUUUGUUGAGAAAUCAGGCUAAUUUUUACGCCUCACUUGUAAAACGAACUUUAACUCGGUUUUAUGUGGUAAUUUUUGCCAUAAAACUUUAAUAAGAUACAAAACCUGUA
This is a messenger RNA of Humulus lupulus (European hop), 1175 nucleotides long. RefSeq names its product CAAX prenyl protease 2. Bases 88 to 984 code for a protein of 298 amino acids. The record is from RefSeq and is a predicted model, not a curated record. Gene Ontology annotation, cellular component: endoplasmic reticulum membrane. The transcript is spliced from 7 exons. Gene Ontology annotation, biological process: CAAX-box protein processing. Gene Ontology annotation, molecular function: metalloendopeptidase activity. NCBI's taxonomy places the organism in Eukaryota, Viridiplantae, Streptophyta, Magnoliopsida, Rosales, Cannabaceae.